UGGACUCGCGGGAGUUUGCGAGGCGGACCUUCAUAAGCUUGUUGGUCUGGCAGUCUUUGAGUGUUUAGGUGCCUGUUUAUACGUUAAUUACCUGCAGUUAGUGACUCAUUUGUCAGAAAAAGAUGCAUGAUGCCAGUAAGGGGCGACAAAGUACAGAAGCGGGUCAAUGAACGGGGACGGAACUAUAAUGUAGAGCGUGACAUCAUUAACCUUGGCCUGCUGGGAAGAGAGCACCAUGGACAGCAAAACUCUUAUCUGGAUAUGGAGGAUUGGGAGGAGAUCGAGGCAUUACUGGAGAGGGAGCAACAUUUACUGGGCCAACAUCACCACCGCUCUGAUCCCACCAGCGUCAACCUGCUCCACAGCCCAGAUCAAACUCUACGACCUCCCAUAGAGACCUUACCACGACGAAGCCACACUCCUCGUACCAUUCCAAGAACACACGGUAGUUUAUCAGUGCCCCUGAACCAGUUGUCUUCAAUCUUGCUCAACAUGACAUUUUCUGAUGCAGAAGAGGAUCAUCAGGGCUCCAGAAGUGCAAGGGAGGCAUCACAAAGCACUGGAGCUGGAGGCAACGACCGAGAGCGCUCUACUAGUCGGUCUCGGACAGAAUCAGGGGUGAGUAAUGCUUCUACUGCCUCCUUGGUCACUCCAUCCUCCUCAGGUCCAGCAGCCAAUGGCCAUACUCUUGCUGAAAGCUCCUCCAGGGCUUCCACUGCUGAAGCAUCGGGUGCAUCAAAUCUGGAGAUGUCUAAUGCUGUCCAGAGCGUCUCGGUUGCUGAUAUGAAGGGUGUUGAUAGUAAGAAAAUCAUGGAGAAGCUUCAACAGAUCCAGGGUUACAUCCAGCAGACCACCACAGCUAUGACUGCACUAGAACAACAAGGUGACACGGGCUCCCAAAGUGACAUAUACAGCAGAUUUGUUACUCUGAACAAGUCUCUGCAGCACCAGGAGGGAGAGUACCUGGACAUCUUGGCUCGGUCACUUGUGCUCAACAAGGCUGCUGCCCAAGUGGCCAAUGGGUGCCCAAACAAUGAGUCAGUAACUACACCAGUCAAUGGUAGAGAGGAAACGGAUGAAGAAGUUCAUAGCAGUGGUAGCAACAGAGUAGUAGGAGUUGUUGGCCCAGGAAAUGUUGCAACACUGCAGGAACGCUUAGCUGCCAGCCAAGUGGAAUCGGCUGCAAUCAUGGGCCGUAUGAGGGAUAGUAUUGCCCGUCGAGAAGAUCUUAUGGUUCGUUACAAGGCUACGCGUGAGAGAUUAGAAAACCUCAAAAAGCAACAACAGAAUAUGCGUAAUCAGGAGCAGCAACAAGCACCUCAGCCAUCAGGGGAUAAUGAAGAGCCAUACGAGGACCCUAUCCCAGGAGUGGAAAAUUGGUCCACAGAUGAAAUUAAUCAGGGCAUUGAGGAAUUUCAGGCUCUCUUUGACAAAGUGGAUCGUCUUCAAGGGAUGUACACAAUCAAGGCUCAGAAUGUUGACCCAGAGGAUGAGGAAGCCCAGGCAUCUGUGGCCAAUAAGCUGAGUCAACUUGCAUCAAAGCGAAGAUUACUCAUUGAUACAAUUGCAAGGUUGCGUAGAAUUCAGCAGCAAAGACAAGGUGAAGCAGAUUCUGGAGAUGGUCCACCAGGAUCCCAGAGAAACUCCACAGUGCCAGUAGAGACUCCAGAAAGCAACCAGAGCACUGUUACUGGAGAAGGCCACUUAAUAGUUUCAGAACCAACCCCAAGGGCAUCCACUCAUUCUGGUGAAGAUAUUUCUCAGAUUAAUCUCAACUCAGCAGCUAGUAAUGUUGCCAUGGUAUCAGAUGAGAUCUCGUCAAGACAGAUGCAGCUACAGACUCUACAACAGCAGUUGGGUGACAUGAAGAAGCUUCUGGAUGUCACAACUGCUGCUCGAAAAGAAGAUGAGAGAAGGAUGAUUGAAUCCCAAAAGCGCUUAGAGGAAGCUGAGGCUGCAAAAGCCAGGCUUGCGGCAGCCAGAUCUGAGACUGAGAGGGUCUCAGCUGUGGAGGGAGCAGUGGGUGGAGAGGUGAUAGAAGUUGCUGGCCGAAAAAUCUUUCUAAGUGAAGCCGAGAGACAGAACCCUGAAGUGAUGAAGAAAUACCAAGAUAUCUCUAAGGCCAAGGAAAGGCUGAACAAAAUGGAGGAGGUGAUGGAAAUGAUUGCAUCUGCCAAGAGGAACCAUCAGAACCUAAGAGAAGUCAUUCCACCAGACUACCUGGCCAUCCUUGAGGAAGCUGAGGCUGAAAGGGAUGAGGCUGAGGGGGUUACACGACGUCCAGUGCCAGAGGUCACCUCGAUUAAGGAGGAGCCUGAAGAGGAGCUCAGGUCAUCCAGAAGACAUGUUCGUGCCUCUCGAAUGGGCAGUGCAAGUCGCAGUGACAUGUCGACUUCAUUGGGUCGCAACGAGCGAGAUCACCGCAUGCAAGAAAAGGAGAACAGUGAUAUAUCUGCUAUGCAAAAGCGAUUGAAUAAGACAAGCACCAGAGUUUCGGCUAUCAAUGAAGGAUCAAAGCAUGGCCAUGAGAAAGGGGCAGUUAAGAAGCAACCACAGGCUCUGUGGGACGAAGGCAACUCUGGCGUAGACCCUCGCGUUUCAGAAAUGUUAGCAAUGCAAGAAGAAUUGCGACAAAAGAAAAAUGCUCUUGAAGCCCUCAUGAAGCGUAUGGGAAAGUCUUCUUCACUCAAUAUGGACAAUAUAUCAGACAACAUCUCCGACAAUGUCUCUGAGACAUCCGACAGGCUGGAUGGUGGUAAUGGUACAACUGCUACCUGGGGUACAGCUGGGCUCCAUGAUUAUUCUGAUAAUCAUUAUCAGCAUUCUAGUGAUGAAGAUUUGAUAGAAGAAGAAAAUGAUGAUGGUGAGGCUCCCACACGUUCCCAUCGCCGCUCUCAACAACCUUCUGGUCAACCCAAAGACCGCAAUCGCCACUCAGCAACCCGCCACCGUCGUCGUCAGGACUCUGGACGUUUUUCAGUUAAUAACCUGACCACAGCCCACUCUGGACGUCCUAAGCACAAUCGUCUUAGGGGAAGUAGUGUUCCUAAAGCUUCAUGGGAAGCAGUGGGCACUAUGGAAGGGGCCAGCUUCAAGUCCCCCUCCAAUACCACACUUCAAGCACACCAGACUCUUGGUGCAGCACUCUCUCAGCUGAGCCAAGUACAAGGAACUAUCAACAACCUGCAGGAGAGUCUACGGCAAGAGCAAAAUCAGGUUCUAGGCUCUAUCCCUAGUCCUUAUAGCCAGUUUUUGCCUCAAUAUGUUUCUGAUCUCCCAUCUGCUGGUGUGACACCCUCGUCCUUGUCAAAUAUUUCUGGGAUUGGCGUCACUACGAGUGGAGUUCAGGCCCUCACUCCCAUGUCUCCAUAUGCUGGAUUGGGAUCUCUGGCUAUGGGUGGUCAAGUUGGAAAUGAAAGCAGUGGACCAUUAAACCAGCAGGUGAUGAUGGGACUCCAGCAGUGUUUCUCGCAGCUCCACCUCCACUCGCUAGAAAUCCAGGCCCUAAGCAAGCACCUUCAGCUUCUUGAUAGAAGGGAACAAGUGGACUCGAUUCCAGUGCCUGAUUCUGGGAAUGGACGAGUAGACAGAAGAGGAGCCAGGGCAGGAACAAGACGGAGCGAAGAGGAGGAGGAGGAAGAUGAAGAUGAUGAUGAUGAUGAGGAGGAUGUAACAGCUGGAAGUCGUCCAUCAUAUCCACUGCAUCACAAUCUUCUUGCUGCCUCGCUUACACGGGAUGGAAAGGAGAGUGUAUCCCGAGUGCCACAGAGCCUUUCUUUUCCUCUGUUCCUUGGUCAGUCUGGUGAAGGGGAAAGUCACUCAACAGGGGUCACAAACCCAAUAUAUGGUCGUUUAGGAGAUAUAAGGGAACACCCAGGAACAUGGGGCUCACAUGCUCCAACACCUGGUACUGAACCUCCCUCAGAGCAACUGGCCUCCAUGUUGGGAGUAGCAGGGAUUGUAGACAGCAGCCCAUCACAUCCCCUCCUUCACUUAGAUCGUAUGAGUGAGGAGAGGCCUCAGUCCCAGCCUCCAGAUGACCAUCACUGGGCAACAUUACCAUCUGCACAUCCACUUCAUCAUCAGACUACAGACCUUCUCAAUAACCAGGUUCCUCCUGGAACUCGAGCCAACAACUACUGGGACAAUUUCCGCAGUUAUUCUCGGCAAAACCUUCUCUCAACGGCAACUAAAAGCAAUACUAGUGACCACCACCCAGCACAAACUGCUUCCACCUCUGCUGCAACACACAGUGGUACUACUGGUCUCCACCAGUCUAGGGAUGGCAGUCGCAUAGAGGAUAAGCGGUUCAAUGUUGCAGUGAGCCACAACAACAAUAGCAGUAGUGGGGCUGGUGCACGGGCCCGGGUGACCAACCCUCACAUCAAUAACCCCAGGGGAGCCAACCCCAGGGUCAGAAAUCCAGUUUCCUCAAACUCUCAACAAGUCCAUGGCCAGAACAAACACAAGACAAAUAAUCGAAAUAAACAAAGUGGGUGGUGGAUGCCAAGUUCUGGAGUCAAUGUGCCUGGUUCAAAUGCUCCACUAAGUGCAGGUUCUGCUGGAAAUUCUAGAGAUCGUAGCUCUGUUAAUUACAACUUUGUGCGUGGCAAUAGUACUGAUAGUGAUGGUGCUGGUGCCUUGACUCUGGAGGUCUUAAGAGAAGCAGAAGCUUUGAUGCGUCGUCAUGCCAACCAGCCAGAGUUUCUGCUUCAACUUUUCCGUCAUGCCUCACAGAUCACUGUGCACACUGACCAGCAUGUGGCGGUGGCUUUACUUCAGGAUCUGGCAGCACAGCCACAUGGAUCCAAUCAUGGGGUGAAUGCCAAUAGACCAAGCAGUAACAAUGAGACAAACAGCUUGUCUUUACCGGCUCCAUUGCGAGAUUCUUCAUGGCAUCAACAGACCUCUCCUUCUCGUCCUCAUAAUAUUUUGCCCCAGGAAAAUGUGAGUGUUGUGGGUCUCUCAGGUUCAGAGGUCAGUGACAGUGGCCUAACAUCCGAAGAUGAGGACAGCAGGGCCCUCUACCGCAAUGUUAAAAACCUCAGCCUGAGUCCAAGUGGUCAAGUGGGGCUGUCUGGUGCCAUACCCCGGGCCACACCAGGAGUGAACUCGAGCAGCCACCCUCGACCCCGGUUUCCUCAACCACAACAGUAUCAGCCACAAUUUCCCCAACAUAACUACCAAUACUUUCCCCAACAACAUAACCUUGCCAACAACCAGGGCAGUAGCCGUAGUGUUGCCAACUCUCAGAGCUCCCUCUAUGAUCAUCUAAUCUUCAACGAUUCCCACGUGAGCACUGCUCAUCCCCAGCAGGUUGUGGAGGAGUGGAUGUGCCGCAGCGAAGGAGGGGAUGCAAGAGGAGAAAAGCUGCAAAACCCGCCAGAAACAGUUGGUUCCUCACCCGAAGAUGCCCAUCACAUUACACACCCACUAAAUAAUGACACCGAGUACUUAACAUUUGAGAGCGUGGUAUCGGCAGCAGUGAGGACAAGUGUGGAGAUAUUGCAGAGCCAAGCUGGUGGUACACUGGCAGCAGGCGGCACAGUGUCUCCUCACUUGCUGGCAUCACUACACACCACACUCAUUGCUCAGAUUCAAGCCCAAGCUCAAUCUCUUCAGCUACCUCAGAGUUUCCUGUUCUCUGUUGACACUGAACUGAAGGACACACUGCAAACUUUCGCUGGGAAAUUAUUACUAGAAGUAAGCAAUGAUAUUCCAUCAGUAGUGUCACAAGUGCUGCUGACACAGUAUUGUAGCGUGCUGGUCCAGCGACUGCGGGACAACCACCCAGUGCUGCCACAGACGCCCACCAAGCUGCCUCAGAGCAAAGUUUCGAUAAGUGAAACUGGUGCUGGAAAUGUAGCUUCUACCUCGUCUACAUCUCAUGGGCGGCACACCCAGGAGAACACUACUGCCACUCAGACCGAGUCUAGUGUGUUCUCCCUGACACCACACCAACAUGCUGGUCUUAAUCAUGCUGCCGAAUUAUCACAUAGGUCAAACCAUCAUGGAUCUCGUACAUUCAGUUUAACAUCAUCUACAGGUUCCUCAGUUACACAUGGCUCUGCUCAUUCCUCACACCUUUCAUCACAUGCAGUGGCUCAUGCCUCUGUUCCAUUAUCAUCUCCACAUCCACCUCCUCACAUAACUGCUUCUAUGUUCCAGUCCUCAUCUUCAGGUAGUAGUCAGUGGCAAGUUCCGCUUUCAGCACCAUUACCCUCACCCAAUGAAAAUGGGGCCAGUGUUGAGACUCUGAUAGACAAUUCUAUCAAUUCUAUGAAUGCUCAUCAAACUUCUCAGCCAGAAUCUUGGGCAGCAAGCCUUAGUAGUGUUGGACAGUUGACAACAGAAAGCUCUGCACCAGCAUCACGACCUGACUCUAGAGUGGCAAAUAAUGCAGGCCAAGCAAAUAGUGGAGCUGUAACAGAAUGGGAAGAGCCGGAACAUGAAGAAGCAAUGAUGGAUGACAUUGUUGAACCUACCUUGCCCGUACAUGACUUAGCUGAAGCAGACCAGUCCCAAGAUGCAGGGGAUGCAGCAGAGGGUGACUGGGAAGACUCUCAGGCAGAGGGAAUACAUGCGGAUGGUGCAGGUGCCGUUGGUAAUACCAACCCUCAACAUUCUGCUUGGAUACAGCCUCGAGAAAAGUCCUCUCAGCACUUGGAUGCAGAAGGCAUGGUAGAGUGUGAUGCAGAUGCGGCAGAGGGCACCAGUCAUGGGGCUGUUGGCCACCACGGGUAUGCAGAACACCGCACUCAAGGGGCAGCCAGAGAGUUAGAACUGGAUGAGGUUCCCACUAAGCUACAAAGUCCUGAAGGAGGGUCUCCAGGAGGAACUCCAGAGCACAAGUCAAGUGCACCACAUCAUCAGUCGAUGCCUCCCUCCCAUGGUGUGCAGCCACCCCACUCUCCAGGAAGUGAAGGGUGACCUAAACAGCUAUAUGAAUGCUCUUCCAUGAUUUGUCAGAAGAAAACCAAAAAGUCAUCUGAAAAUAAAAGUGAAGAUGGGAAAGUUAAGUGCUACAAAAUGGCAGACAAAAUCAUCCUAGAAGUAGAUGAGUCUAGUGAUGAAGAAGGAAGAGCAAACCAAGCAUGUGUGGUGUCUAGUCCAGUGCUGAUGUUCGGGUCCUGCCUCGUAAGCUUAAUUACUGUCCUAUUGUGCAAGAUGCGCACAAAUCACUAGAAAUGUAUGGCUUAGCAUCUUAUUCUUGACAGCCAAACUAUAUAAUAAGGAUUUGUCAGCUAUUAAUUUACAUUUAUUAACAAAACAGUUACUGGAUGCAGUUGUUAAUUCAUAUUCUGUAUGGCACAUUGAUGAUAUCUUGUUGUAGUCAAUAAGUCGUAUUCCUUACAUGAAUAAUAUCUUGUUGUAGUCAAUAGGUCAUAUUCUCUACAUGGAUGAUAUCUUGUAGCCAGUAAGUCAUAUUCUCUACAUUGAUGAUAUCUUGUUGUAGCCAAUAAGUCAUAUUCUCUACAUUGAUGAUAUCUUAUUGUAGCCAAUGAGUCAUAUUCCUUACAUGGAUAAUAUCUUGUUGUAGCCAAUGAGUCAUAUUCUCCACAUGGAUGAUAUCUUAUUGUAGCCACACAUUCAUACAUGGAUGAUAUCUUGUUGUAGCCAAAAAGUCAUAUUUCCUAUAUGGAUAAUAUCUUGUUGUAGCCAAUGUCUUCCUACAUGAAUGAUAUCCUGUAAGCAAUAACUCAUAUCAUUCAUGUAGGGAAUAUGUUGUUGUAGCCAAUAAUAGGUCAUAUUCCCCUACAUGGAUGAUAUCUUGUUAUAACCAAUAAGUCAUAUUCCCUACAUGGAUGAUAUAUCGUAACCAAUAAGUCAUAUUCCCUACAUGGAUGAUAUCUCAUUGUAACCAAUAAGUCAUAUUCCCUACAUGGAUGAAAUCUUGUAGCCAACAUUUUCAUGCAAGUUUUGAUUUGUAUUGAACUUUACCAUUCUCAUAUUUUGCUUUCUUUUGAAUAAUGAUGUAUUAUCAGCAUUUAUGUGCCAGGGCUCUCAUAUCAAAAGACCUGUGUAAGCAGUAGCCUUUCAUUUUGAAAUGCCUUUUGUAGUGGUUGAUAAAAGCAUAUAUGUGAUGUAUGAGUCACAUUUUUUUGAAGCAGUGUACUUUCUUGAAGCAGGGUACAGCUUGAAGUAUACUUGAAGCAGUGUACAGCUUGAAAGUACUUUCUUGAAGCAGUGUACAGCUUGAAGUGUACUUUCUUGAAGCAGUGUACAGCUUGAAAAUACUUUCUUGAAGCAGUGUACAGCUUGAAAGUACUUUCUUGAAGCAGUGUACAGCUUGAAGUGUACUUUCAUGAAGCAGGGUACAGCUUGAAGUGUACUUUCUUGAAGCAGUGUACAGCUUGAAGUGUACUUUCUUGAAGCAGUGUACAGCUUGAAGUGUACUUUCUUGAAGCAGUGUACAGCUUGAAGUGUACUUUCUUGAAGCAGUGUACAGCUUGAAGUGUACUUUCUUGAAGCAGUGUACAGCUUGAAGUAUACUUUCUUGAAGCAGUGGUAAUCUGUUUUCGGCAUCCAAAUGAUGAACACAUGCAGAAUGUUUCGUUGGUGCAUUUAUGUUGGCAAUGUUAGUAAACAAUACUGAAUGAAUCCA
Molecule: messenger RNA, 8605 nt
Organism: Procambarus clarkii (red swamp crayfish)
Lineage: Eukaryota; Metazoa; Arthropoda; Malacostraca; Decapoda; Cambaridae
Product: serine-rich adhesin for platelets
Source: RefSeq, a predicted model, not a curated record